AUGGCUCAUGCAGUGGUUCGCACAACUAAAGCGACUGCAUGUGGAGUAGUAGUAGUCGCCAUAGUUGUCAAUAAUGAGGAUUUAUUGGUGGCGAUCAAGGUUUAUUGGUCUAGGUCGGUUGGCAUUUUGGGCAGAGAGCGAUGGGGAGGAAUAGUGAGUCGGUGGAGGUCGACAAAGGAUGUAUCGGUAGCUAGUUUUAGUGGUCGUCGGCGUUUUAUGAAGGCUAGUGAGGGUUGUGUCAAUGGCUAUGAUUUGAGAAGGACGACGACCAUGAAGCCAUUCAUCGACGGAGGUUUUAUGGUACGCAUGAUUGCACUCUGGGAGCACCCGACAGUCGUCUCCCUCAACGAACUGUUCCAAGCACACAGCACAAAUACUGUCACCCGAGUUCUUAAGGAUGGAAUGACAUUGGAGGAGGCGGAGGAGCAGUCUGUGAAGUUGGUCAGGAGCGGAGAAACCCAAAACAAAAGAGAUCAGUUGCUUGCCCUAGCUAGGACCGAGAAAUUUUAA
Messenger RNA from Dovyalis caffra, 510 nucleotides. The record is from the annotation of a GenBank genome assembly. Lineage: Eukaryota; Viridiplantae; Streptophyta; Magnoliopsida; Malpighiales; Salicaceae.